AUGGAUAAGGAAGGACUACCCCAAUACUCCGAGGUCGUCAGACCAUGGGCAGACCGCCGUCGCAAACGCCGCAUCUUUCGACUGGUGGCCGCUACAUGUCUAUCUUACUUCGCAUACUCGGCAUACAAGAUCUCUGCAAACACUGAAAAGCCCGCCAAUCUACUUUCUGCAGCUCGCUUGCAAGAAGACUUUGCCACAUGUGCCACCCUUCAAAAAGUCCCGGAAGCUCUAUCUGGCGGACGUGAAUACAACAAGCGUUACGUGAAUGGCACCAAACCUGUGCUGAUACAAAAUGCCACUGUUUGGACCGGAGAGCCAGUUCCUGGAGCAAGUGCAGAAGAUGUUCGUACAGGAAAGGGCUUUGCCUGGAUCCAGUCGGAUGUAUUCAUCGAGUACGGCCUUAUCAAGAAAAUCGCGCCGUCUAUCUCACUCGCAGACCUGCCUUCGGAUUAUGAGACUUACAAUGCCUAUGGACGCCAGCUCACAGCCGGUAUUGUUGAUAUGCAUAGUCAUGCUGGUCUCGGCAGUCUGGGGGGUCUUCAAGGUGAUGAGAAUGAGCUCUCGAGCGACAUAACUCCCUAUGUCAAAUCUCUAGACUCGUUGGACCCACUGCAUCCUGAAAUUCAAUGGAUCAAGUCUGGCGGCGUCACCACAUCGCUACUUCUUCCUGGUUCCGGAAACAACAUCGGUGGAGAAGCAUUCCUCGUUAAGCUUGCUGUCGGCAAGGAGGGUGGCCGCGCCGAGCUCAGUCAGAAAGACAUGUUGGCUGAUCCCGACCGCACGUGGAGAUACAUGAAAAAUGCCUGUGGCGAGAAUCCAAAGAGAGUCUAUGGCAAGGUGGGCGAGAGAGGUCCUUUCAGCCGUAUGGGUGAAGGCUGGGAGUUUAGACACGCAUAUGAGCAGGCCAGAGACUAUGUCAAAGCUCAAGACGACUGGUGUGCCGCUGCAAAAUCGAUCGGUGCUGAAAACAUGAACAGCUACCUCCCCCAGAAACUCGAAUGGGAAAGCCUGGGCGCUGUUCUGCGAGGUCAAGUGCGCGUAAACACUCACUGUUAUACCAUCCCCGAUCUCGAGAUGUAUGUGCGUCUUACCAACGAGUUCAAAUUCCGAGUCUACGCCUUCCACCACGCCCACCAAACUUACCUCGUACCUGACGUUCUGAAGAGAGCCUACGGUGGUACACCUGCAGCUGCACUCUUUGGAGACAACAUGUACUACAAGGUUGAAAGCUACACAGCAUCAGAACAAUCCGGCAAGAUUCUGUACGAGAAUGGAAUCACCCCAGUCUACGUGAGCGACAACCCAGUCAUCAACUCUCAGCAUGUCAAGCACGAAGCCGCCAAGGCGUAUGGCUAUGGUCUUCCUUAUCAUGCUGCACUGAAUGGUCUGACUUCUGCUCCUGCUGAGCUCCUGGGUAUGGGAGAGAGACUUGGCAAGGUCAAGCCUGGAUUUGAUGCUGAUAUCGUUGUCUGGGACUCCGAUCCGUUGUCUCUUGGUGCUGCACCUGUCCAGGCCUGGAUCGAUGGCGCUCCUCAAUUCAAGGAUCCAGUGGAGCUCAAGAAACCUUUAACUCCUCCUAUCGAGCCUGACCUCGCGCUUGCAGAAGACCGCGAUGAGAUCGAGUCAGACCAGAAUGUUGUGUUCACCGGUGUCACCAACAUCCGUAUUCCUGGACUGACUUCGUCCUCUGAGCUCAAGGGUCCUGCCACUGUUGUCAUCUCUCAGGGAAAGAUUAUUUGUGCCGGAUCUUGCGAUGCAGAGGCACGUACUGCGACUAAGAAGAAUGCUCGCACCGUGGCUUUGCGUAAUGGAUAUCUGACCCGACCGCUCACCGCGUUCGGCUCUGGUCUGGGUCUGCAAGAGAUCAUGGGCCAGCCGCAGACUCAUGAUGGCAGUGUCAACGAUAAGGUCUGGGCACGAGCAGUCGAUGGUCUUCUUCUCGGUGGCAAGAACCUUUUCGCAGCUUACCGCCAUGGUGUCACCAAGGCCAUCUCAGCACCGAUGGCUGACAACUAUGCGGGUAUUUCUCUCCGUGGUGUUUCUGCUGGGUUCUUGACUGGCGCAAAGACUCCUGUGAGCAAGGGCGCUGUCUUUGCUGAAGAAGCAGCAGUACACUACGACUUCACUCUGAAAGCGAAGAAUGAAGCAUUCCCAUCAAUCUCUAGCUUGGUCGCCGAUCUGCGUCACAAACUCCUCGAGGCAGUUCACAACAACGAGACCAUUGCUGAUCCCUUCUCCGAGGCUGCAUCUCUUAAAAAGGUCAUAGAAGGCAAAUCUGCUCUUGUCCUCAGCGUACACAGCGCCGAUGCCAUUUCUGCUCUGCUCAGAUUGAAGUCGACCGUGGAAUCUGCCAGUAAGACCUCUCUUCGCCUAGUUGUCCUCGGAGCCGCAGAGUCUUACCUCGUCGCCGAGGAACUCGCAACUGCAGAUGUUGCAAUCGUCCUGGCUCCAUUGCUUCCUUGGGCACAGUCUUGGGACCAACGUCGCUCUCUCAUGGGUGCCCCCCUUCACAACGGUACAGCCAUCGAUGUGCUCCUGAACGCAGGUGUCCGUGUUGCCAUUGGUGUUGACGAAAUCUGGGAGACUAGAGACUUGGGUCUUACAGCUGGGAUUGCGCUCAAGAACAGCGAGGGUAGAUUGACUGAGCAGCAAGCCUUGGACCUUGUCAGUAAAAACUUCUACGACUUCUUGGGAAUGGAGAUGCCGGAUGCUGGAAGUGAGUUCGUGGUUUACGAAGGGUCGCCGCUGGAAAUUGGAGGUAGAGUUGUUGCUAUCGCAGAUGGUUCGGGCAAGACCGACGUCUGGGUCUGA
Messenger RNA from Aureobasidium melanogenum CBS 110374, 2811 nucleotides. RefSeq names its product amidohydrolase. The record is from RefSeq and is a predicted model, not a curated record. Gene Ontology annotation, molecular function: N-acetylglucosamine-6-phosphate deacetylase activity. The transcript has a single exon. NCBI's taxonomy places the organism in Eukaryota, Fungi, Ascomycota, Dothideomycetes, Dothideales, Saccotheciaceae. The coding region runs from base 1 to 2811 and encodes 936 amino acids. Gene Ontology annotation, biological process: N-acetylglucosamine catabolic process.